Molecule: messenger RNA, 6455 nt
Organism: Esox lucius (northern pike)
Lineage: Eukaryota; Metazoa; Chordata; Actinopteri; Esociformes; Esocidae
Gene: fam135a
Product: family with sequence similarity 135 member A
Exons: 22
Coding region: 333-4796 (1487 amino acids)
Source: RefSeq, a predicted model, not a curated record
UUAUGUUGAACAAAGUGCGCAGCCGCUUUCACUCUUUUCGAGAUUCAAACCGAACGUCUGUAGCCUUGAGACUUGCCAGGCUGCCGAAGCUGAUCAAGGUACUGCGGGGAUACUCAUGGAGGUGUUCUGUUCUGUUUUGAAGUUGACCUAGUGCAUUUUAUUGUCCUUUUAUAAAGACGAAUUUAUAUUUGAAGAAGUGUUCGUCUGUCUUAGAAACUCUUUUGAAUCGGGAAAGGAUAUCAACGCGCUAACGAGAUAGGAAGCGGCUACGAGCUAACGGUGUGAAAAUGCCCCUGAUGAUGUAAGCGGCCUGUGCUCCUGUGAAGCUGACGAUGAGCGAGGUACAGGCCACGGUGGAGUUUGCCGUGGAGCUCCGCAAGUUCUACAACGUGGACCUGUUUCAAAGAGGGUUCUACCAGAUCCGGGCCUGUAUGAAAGUGCCACCACGGGUUCCUCACAAAGUAGAAGCUAGUCUCCUUUACCCAGCAGGUUCUGACCUGGCAUUCCCUGCCACUGUGGUGGAUGACGUCAUCUGCAGCAAGACCUUCCAGAUCCUCUAUAAGAAUGAGGAGGUGGUGGUCAACGACGUGCUGAUCUUCAAAGUCCUGAUGCUGUUGGAUGAGAAGAAGGUAGAAGAGUCCCUCAAUGACAUGGACUUCCAGCUCUCAUUGGAUCUGUUCUUCACCGACGGCGACUACUCGCCCGAGGACCCGAGCUUGCUGCAGAACAUCAGCAGCCGUUCGCUCCGUUUGCACUUUAGCCUGAACCGAGGCAUCCACCAGCACGUAAAUGUCAUGUUUGACUAUUUUCACCUGGCCGUCGUCUCUGUGGCCGUCCACGCGUCUCUGGUCGCCCUGCACCAGCCCCUCAUCAGUUUCCCUCGGCCAGUGAAGAACACGUGGCUGAACCGCAAUGCCCCUCAACAGAGUAAAGAUUCUGUUAUCCCGGCCUUGGAAAAUGUGGUGUUUGGAACCAGCUACAUCAAACAGGUGUCUUCGGAUGGCAGGACGUUCCUAGUAUCAGACCAAUGUCUGCAGCAUGCAUUCUCUCUGCACCACAGCCUCUGUGCCAGCCUGCUGUUGGCUUAUCAGGGCCUGUUUGGUUACUUCACCAGCGUCAGCCAGGACCUGCCGUCCUCGCACCGCAUGGAGCUAGCCAAGCCCAGCAUGCAAGUGCUCUAUGAGAGAGUACUCAGAAGACCCUUCCCUCCAGACCAAAGGCACGUCUUCAUAGAGAAACUAGAUGUAGAGAACCGUCUGACUGAACUCUGUCAUCAAGUGAAGCAGAGGGCGGAGAGCCCGGACGAGCUUGCGGAGCUGAUCAACAUGAACCUGGCCCAGCUGUGUUCUCUGCUCAUGGCUCUGUGGGGUCAGUUCCUGGAGGUGGUCUCGCUGCAGGAGAAUGUCUCCGCCCUGCUGGCCAUGGAGCACCACACGCUCAGAGUUCGGAGAUUUGCAGAGGCUUUCUUUUGUCUGGAACACCCGAGACAAACAGCACUGGCCUAUCAAGAGCUACAUGCUCACAGUCACCAGCAGAUGACCACGGCCAUCAAGAGCUCCUCCUACUUCCUGUCUCUGCCGCCGCUACCAGUUGAGUGUGCCGAUCUGGAUGGGGACGUUAACUCUUUACCGAUCAUCUUCGAGGACCGAUACCUGGACUCCAUCACGGAGGAUCGUGAUGGGCCGUGGCUGGGCGUGCACACCUCCCGGACUGGCUCCUCGUCCUCGGGUAACUCCAAGGCCAGCUCUGCAGCGUCGGCCUCCUUCCCCAGCCCAAUCCUGGAGCCUCAGCCCCCAGCCAUGAUGGACACGUCCUGGCCAGACGACUGCCCAGAACUGCCCAAGUCAAAAGGCAAGUCUGUCAAACUGAAGAAAACCACCAAGACCGAGAAGGAGAUGUCCAAGAAGCUCAUCAGGCAGGCCUCCAAGGAUUCUGUGGUUCUGGUGGGCUAUAAGAACCUGGGCAAGGCUACUAACCCACAUGGAGAAGCGGCCAAAAAGGAGGCCCAGGGAGAGGAGAAGGAAAAGGAGACCUUGCUGAGCCCAGAGGGGACUGCUGGGGACCCCAGUACUGACCUUAGGACUAGUAGCUCCAAAUAUGUUCCAGAUCCUGGUGCUGGUGUCACCACACUCAGCGGGCAUGCAAAUGCUCUUCUUAAUUUUGACUCUUUCCUAGAGGAUGACGUCCUGGUUGCCAGUGGCGUUGCUAGCCAGAAAGGCUACUUCACCGCCCUCGUGAGCUUGGACACCCAGAACAAGCCAGCCCAGGCCGGUACUGGAGCUGCAUUAGCCGCGGACGGCAACAAAGCAAUAAACCAGAAUGCUGUCGUCGACCACUGCAGCCAGAAGCUGCCCCUCCUUCCCACGCCCGGAUGUACCGCGGCAGGGCUACGGCACAUCGACGUCAAGCCCAGUGACAAGGACCCGUACACUGGGGACAGGGUUACCAUUCUGCUCCCCUGUCGGACGGACGGGGAUGGGACCUCCAGGACGGAGGUCCCUGAAAUUACCCAGACGGACUUGUGUGUGUCUGAUCCUUUAAAAGGCCGCCCUCUGGACGAGUUAAAGUCAGACGCGUUUAACAAGCCCCGGAGUCAGGAGUUGUUGACGGAGGUCAGUCAGAGGUCAGGUCUGGUGCUUCAGCAGCAGGUGAAGGGGGAUUGUACUAGACUCCCACCCGACGGGGGCGCCGGACUCCCAGCUGUCUCCUCGCGCCACUCCGACUCUGGCAUUGAGAGCGAGCCCAGCUCCUUCGCCACCCAGCUGGCCACCCAGGGUUGGCCCGGAGGGCUUGCUGGAGCCCCGGAGCCGGAGUUUUGUCCCCAGCAGACGGAGCGACUCCCCGUAGGCCCGGUGCCGCGGCCUGCCCCGCCCCCCUCCCUCCUGAAGGGUGGUCUGGGGGCCGGAGAGUGCGUCAACCUGGAGAGCACGGUCAGCGCGGUCAGCGGUGUCCAGUCGUCCCUCACGUCCAUCAACUCGCUGCCCUCGGAUGACGAAGUCGAGGGGGAGGGGGGCGCGUCGGUGUCCAGGGGCUCCAGCAGCAGCGGGGAGGCCGAGGAACCGCUGGGUCCAGCGCUACGGAUCAGGUCCAGCAUCCUGGUACAGGAGCAGCAGAGCCUGGUGUUCUCAGGAUGUCCGCCUGUGCCGGCGCACUGCUCCGUGCCCAGCCGAACACACCCGAGCCCUGGCCUGGCUCCCGGCAGCGCCAACCCUGCCAGCGGAGCUCUUGGUUCUCUGGCUCCGCCUCCUAGGACUUUAUCCUCGACGUCGGAGUCGACGCUUAACACCGACCCCAGGUUGUUAACCGGUGCCUGUUGGGGAGUUGCGCCGGAGGCCCUGCCAGCCUCCUGCCCCUCCAGCAACUCCACGGCCAGCAGCAGUGACCUGGUCAAGAAGGGACUGGUGGAGAACUACUUCGGCUCUCGCUCCAGCACCGACGUCUCCGAGAUCAGCCCUGUGGAGACCUCCGCUAUCACCCUGGGUAUCCUGACGGGGCCGCCUGCCGAGGAAGAGGACGAGGACGAGGACAACGAGAUGAUCGAGAAUGGCUUCUACGAGGAAGGGGACGGCUCCGCAUUUGUGAACGGCGUCGUCGUCGAUGAUGAUGAUGAGGAGGAGAAGAAGGAGGGGAACGAAGGAGACGGGGGGGCGGUGGGGCGGAGUGUGUUGUUUGAACAGUUGGGCCUGGAUCAUGUACAGGAGCCAAGGGGACCUCCUCCAGGCUACGGGGCCCCUGUCCGGUCCCUGCUGGCCCCCGGCUCGGUGGGCUGUUCUCAGGGGCGACCUCCGGUCCGAACCCCCUCUGCCCUCACCUCCAACGCCCUGCGGUGGUAUGAGAGCGCACCCACGCCACAGAUGAAAGCUUUUGUGUUGGCCAAAGAGGAGUUGAAACAGCUGAGACUCCCAGGCUUCCUGUACAGUGAGGUUGGACAGCUGGCCUCUAGCGUUCCUUAUUUCAGCCUGGAGGAAGAUGAGAACUGUGACGAAGGCAUCCACCUCAUCGUCUGUGUCCACGGACUUGAUGGUAACAGUGCUGACCUACGUUUGGUGAAGACCUACCUGGAGCUGGGCCUACCUGGAGCCAGGAUCGACUUCCUCAUGUCUGAACGCAACCAGAAUGACACGUUUGCAGACUUUGAGCAGAUGACUGAUCGGCUAUUGGAUGAGAUCAUUCAGUACAUUCAGAUCUACAACCUCACUGUGUCCAAGAUCAGCUUCGUAGGCCACUCCCUGGGGAACCUGAUAGUGCGUUCAGUACUGACCAGACCCCGGUUUAAAUGUUACCUCAGCAGACUGCACACCUUCCUGUCCCUGUCUGGACCUCACCUGGGAACCCUGUACAACAGCUCUGCUCUGGUCAACACUGGCCUGUGGUUCAUGCAGAAGUGGAAGAAGUCAGGCUCCCUUCUUCAGCUCACCUGCAGAGACCACUCUGACCCCAGACAGACCUUUCUCUACAAGCUCAGCAAGAAAUCGGGUCUUCAUCACUUCAGGAACGUUGUGUUGGUGGGAUCUCUGCAGGACCGUUAUGUCCCGUAUCACUCCGCCAGGAUAGAGAUGUGCAAGACUGCCCUGAAGGACAAACAAACCGGUCCAGUGUAUGCAGAGAUGAUAGAGAACCUUCUUCUGCCGGUGCUUCAGAACAAAGACUGUAACCUGGUACGUUACGACGUCAUCCACGCCCUGCCCAACACCGCCAACUCACUGAUUGGCCGAGCAGCUCACAUUGCCGUCCUGGACUCAGAGAUCUUCUUGGAGAAGUUCUUCCUGGUCGCAGGCCUCAAAUUCUUUCAGUAAGAAGGGGAAGGGCCUACUAGUCCAACCAAUGGCUGAAUGAGGGACUAAGCCGCCCUCCCAAUCAAUAGCCUUGUCCCAUCUCUGUUUGUGCCAUUUUGGUCCUAUUCUCUUAGACAAAAGGUGCGUCUGUUGUCAUGUCAGGGUACGCGGGGUGAAAUUUGCACAUUUGAGGCCAUGUCAUCGGUGCUACAGUAAAAUAUCCACCCGUCUAGGGCAGCGGGCUAGCUGUAUCCAGCGCCCAAAAUGACAAGACAGCACAAACUGAUUUGGGACCAGGCUACCCUAUCAAACCUGUGUCUGGAGGGAGAGGUGAAGAGAGAACAUGGAACAUAGAAAUAUAACGGCUAGAAUGUCAAUCUAAUGUUUCUAUGUCUAUGAUGUGGAGCUUAUUACCUCACAGAAAAACCCAAUUCUCAAUAUUGUAUCUGGUAAACUUUUUUUUUUAAUAUAUAUAUAUAUAUACACACACAGUAUAUAUAUAUACAGUAUAUAUGCAUAUUCUUCCAUUUGGAAGGUUAACAUUUAUAGAUGUUUUUGUUUUUUUCCAUUUUUCUUUUCAUGUUUGUGGAUGUAUGUGGAUUAUGUUCACCUUAUUUUUCUAAUCAUAAUUUUCUUAAAAAUUUAAUUUUAUUGAAGUUAUAUCAUUGUUUCACAGUGUUAUUUAUCUAUUAAGUGUAUAUUUGUACAUGGUUUUGUUCAAACCAUUCAUUCAUGUAUUGAAACAAUUGAAAAACCGAACUGGAAAUGUAGCUGCUAAAAAUGAAAUGGUUAGUGGUCAGUGAGCGGACCCAAGCGACUAAUCUUCUCAUAUUUGUUUUCUUCACAAAAAAAAAAUCAAAAACUAAAAAUAUUAUAUUCAUUAAUUUGCACCACAACUGCAUAAAAAACGUUUUUGUACUGAGGAUGGUCAUUUUUACAAUGUACAUUUCUUACAAUCAAAAUGUUUUUCUUUUAUUUAUUUUUUUCAUUUCGCAAAGGUAUAGGCUUCCAGUUUCAGUCAAACUUACUUCACGGAAUCAAUUUGAUUGUAGCGCGUACAAUGCAGCCUGAGGCCGUGUGGUUGUAGCUCUGGUCCACAGCUAUGGGGGCCGCUUGCUGAUUCUGAGCCUUUCUAAACAGAGGCAGUGGCUACUUGUCAUUGCACAAUGGACCAGAGCUACGUUUUAUACAGUAUGCUGUUCCUUUGCCAUUACAGCAUUGUGCACAACACUAAACCCAACCUGGCGUUGGAAGCAUUACAAAAGCCUUGCUUAAGCAUGAGAGCAUUUUUAUUACGAGUGGUUUUCGGUGAACUUUAACAGUUAAACUACUUCAGCCACUGGGGUCGUAUUCAUUGUGGCACCGGUUGCAAAACUUUCUGCAACAGCGGGGAGAUGGAUGCUAAAUUUAGCAUUUCUUAUUGGACAAUUGGUUGAUUAUUCUUUCUUCCGCUUGGUACAUAAUGAAUUCGGGCCCAGAUGAAAAGGUGUUUAGCCAAGGGUCAGUUGUCAUGAAUAGCACAUAUCUAGGUUCAUGAAAAGUAUGUAUGUGUUGGCUUCAUGCACGGGGGAAUAUUAUUUAUACCUUUAAACAUGAAAGUAUUGUUUUUAGAUAAAAACGUCUAAUUUUGUCAAUGGUUUGUAUCAUAGCACUCUUUACCAUUAAAUACAUGUAUUAUAA